This is a messenger RNA of Dendronephthya gigantea, 1758 nucleotides long. Its product is annotated as piggyBac transposable element-derived protein 3-like. The transcript has a single exon. Bases 1 to 1758 code for a protein of 585 amino acids. The record is from RefSeq and is a predicted model, not a curated record. Lineage: Eukaryota; Metazoa; Cnidaria; Anthozoa; Malacalcyonacea; Nephtheidae.
AUGGACAGAAUCCCAAAAACAUAUACAGUUAGAGAUGCAUUGGAGAUGGUUGGCAAGGAUGGGAGUGAUAUAGAAUUCAGUGAUGAUGAUUCUGAAGAAGAAUACAACCCUGUGAAUAAUGAGAGUGAGAGCUCUGAUGAUGAUCAAAACUUAGAUCACAGUGAAAAUGAUAGUGAUUCAUAUGAUGAUGAACCUUUGGCUGAACGUUUACAAAAGCAAAAGACUUCCUCUAGUGCCACUGAUAUGCAGGAAAAAUAUAAAUACAGAUGGAGGAGCCGUGGAUUUGAUCAACAAGAAAUGCCUUUCUCUGGUGAUGAAUAUUUAUUGACUGAGCCAGAGCCAUCAUCAUUAGAAUUUUUUAGGCAAUUUGUAACUAAGGAAAUGCUCCAGAAUAUGUGUGAACAGACAAAUGUGUAUAGUGUUGAAAAGUCUGGUAUAUCUAUAGAAACUUCAGUUGAUGAACUGGAGAAAAUCAUUGGUAUGUAUUUCCUUAUGGGCCUAGUUCAACUUCCAUCUGUAAGAUCUUAUUGGGAGAAUGCCACUCGGUACCCUUGUGUUGCUGAUGAAAUGGGUCGCACUCGCUUUCAGAAGCUUCUCACUUUACUUCAUUUUGUCAAUAAUAACCAAGUUACUGAUGAAGAGAAAAAGGACAAGCUUUGGAAAUUAAGACCAUGGCUGGACAAGCUAAGAACUAAUUUUCUUACAGUUACUCCAAGCGAGCACCAGUCUGUUGAUGAGAUGAUGGUGGCAUUCAAAGGUAAAUAUGGACCACGAGUUUACAUGCCCAAGAAACCAACAAAGUGGGGAUACAAGCUGUGGGCACGAGCCUCAUCAUCUGGAUUUAUACAUGAUUUUGAUGUGUAUCAAGGAGCAUCUGAUGAAAUUACUGAUCGGGAUAUAGGUUCUAGUGGUGAAAUUGUGAUGAAGCUUGCAUCAACCUUGCCUGAGGGUAAAAAUCACAAACUUUAUGCAGACAACUACUUCACAUCCCUACCACUGGUUGAAAAACUAAAAGAGAGAGGAAUUCAGUAUGUUGGGACUGCACGUAACAAUCGGUUGAAAGGAUGUCCUCUAAAAUCUGAAAAAUCCCUGAAAUCACAAGGUCGUGGAGCAUAUGAUGUGAAAGUUGACCAGCAGAAAGGAAUUAUUGUGCUAAGAUGGCUGGACAAAAAAGCAGUGACAUUGGUGUCAAGUUAUUGUGGGGAACAUCCGGUAGGAACUGCUAGGCGAUGGAAUAAGAAGGAAAAGAAGUAUGUUGAUAUUCAAAAGCCAAAGAUUGUUGCUGAAUAUAAUAAAUUUAUGGGAGGCAUAGAUCUCAUGGAUAUGCUCUGUUCCUUGUAUCGCUAUUCAAUCAAAUCUCGAAGAUGGUACUUGUACAUCUGGUACCACACCUUGACAGUUGCUAUGGUCAACUCAUGGCUUAUUUAUCGCAAGCAUCAACAGAAUGGUAAAUACAUGAAACUUCGUUGUUUUCAGGCAAUAGUUGCAGAAGGUUUGUUGAAAGCUGGUAAAACCAGAAAAAGGAAAAGCUCCUUAGACAACCCGUCUCCAAUACCCAGAAAGCGGCAGACUUCAGUACCAGUUGAUGAUGUCAGAUUUGAUGGUGUUGACCAUUUGCCAGACUGGGAUAAUGACAACAGGCAAAGAUGCAAGCUGUGCAAAGACUCUCGAUCUCAUGCUAUGUGUAGGAAGUGUAAUGUUUACCUUUGUUUUAAUAAGGACAGAAACUGUUACAAAGAAUAUCACACCAGAGGUUAA